Molecule: messenger RNA, 2222 nt
Organism: Frieseomelitta varia
Lineage: Eukaryota; Metazoa; Arthropoda; Insecta; Hymenoptera; Apidae
Gene: Non1
Product: nucleolar GTP-binding protein 1
Exons: 8
Coding region: 182-2095 (637 amino acids)
Biological process (GO): ribosomal large subunit biogenesis
Cellular component (GO): nucleolus
Molecular function (GO): RNA binding; GTP binding; GTPase activity
Source: RefSeq, a predicted model, not a curated record
AGCGCUGGAAUCGGAAUCAAAACGAAGUAUUCAUAGACCGUUUUGGCUGUACACGUUGCUAAUUUUAUUUUGUAGAUGUUUUAUUUUGUAAUUAGUCGUUUAGUUCAGUGUCAAAUAGGUUUUUAAACUCUGUUGAGUUUCAAAUUUCAUUAAAACGAUAAACUAAAAAGAGAACGCAAUAAUGGGGCUGUACAAUUUUAAGAAAAUCGCGGUUGUACCCACCGCAAAGGACUUUAUUGAUAUAAUCUUAUCAAAGACACAACGCAAAACCCCGACUGUUGUACACAAAAGUUAUAAAAUUGCAAGGAUACGUGCAUUUUACAUGCGUAAAGUGAAAUUUACGCAACAGAACUUUCAUGACAGACUGUCUCAAAUCAUACAGGAAUUUCCUAAAUUAGACGAUGUUCAUCCAUUUUAUGCUGAUUUAAUGAACGUUCUUUAUGAUAAAGAUCAUUACAAAUUAGCUCUUGGUCAAAUAAACAUAGCAAGGCAUUUAAUUGAUAACGUUGCAAAAGAUUAUGUCCGUUUAAUGAAAUAUGGAGAUUCUCUAUACCGAUGUAAACAAUUGAAGAAAGCUGCUUUAGGUCGCAUGGCGACUAUUAUGAAAAGGCAAGCAGCAAAUCUGGCGUAUUUAGAACAAGUACGUCAACAUUUAGCUCGUUUACCUAGUAUAGAUCCUUAUACACGUACCAUUAUAAUAUGUGGCUUCCCAAAUGUUGGUAAAAGCAGUUUCAUUAACAAGAUAACACGUGCUGAUGUUGAAGUUCAACCAUAUGCAUUUACUACAAAGUCAUUAUAUGUUGGUCAUACAGAUUACAAAUAUUUAAGAUGGCAAGUAGUUGAUACACCCGGAAUUUUAGAUCAUCCGCUUGAAGAAAGAAAUGUAAUAGAAAUGCAGGCAAUAACUGCACUUGCGCAUUUACGAGCGGCUGUACUUUAUUUUUGUGAUAUAUCGGAACAAUGUGGUCACAGCUUAGAAGAACAGGUAAAAUUAUUCGAAUCCAUCAAACCUCUGUUUGUUAACAAGCCUCUGACAGUUGUGGUAAAUAAGGUGGAUAUUCUACACCUGGAAGAACUUCCACAUGAAAAACAGGCACUUUUAAAAUCAUUAGAGGAUAAAGAUGUCCCAGUAUUGGAAAUGAGUACGAUUACUGAUUUUGGUGUAAUGGACGUGAAAAUACAAGCGUGUGAACGUCUGCUAGCCUUCCGUGUUGAUCAGAAGAUAAGGACGAAAAAGGUAGAGGGACUGCUUAAUCGUUUACAUGUUGCACAACCGGUACCGAGGGAUGAAAAGAUUCGCGCUCCUUGUAUUCCUGAAAGCGUUUUAAGAAAGAGGAGAGAAGGAUUGAAAGCAAAACGAAAAUUAGAACGAGAAAUGGAGGAAGAAAUGGGAGAUGAUUAUGUGCUCGAUUUGAAGAAGAACUACGAUAUCGAGGGCGAUCAAAAAUAUGAUAUUAUCCCAGAAAUUUGGGAAGGACACAAUAUUGCUGAUUAUAUUGAUUCAGAUAUAUUUGAUAAAUUAAAUGAACUGGAAAGAGAGGAACAGCUACGUGAAGAAGCAGGAAUGUACGAUUAUAAAGUGCCCCAGUUGUCCGAUACGAUGCGCGAUAUUGUGCAAAUGGCUAAGCAAAUUCGAGAAAAGAAGGCCAUUAUGAAAGACGAAGCCCGAAUACAGAAGGCUUCUACAAAACCUGUAAUGCCGCGCACAGCAAUGGUCAAACUUCGUGACAGAUCGGUAUCGAAAUUGAAAAGACAAAUGGAAGAUUUAGGUAUCGAUAUGGAAAACACUGAAAACGCACAUUUCACCAAGACAAGAGGACGUUCAAGAUCACUAUCGCAACCAGCUGCGAAACGUAUGAGACUACAAUCUGAGUCUCAAUCAAGAGCUAGAAGUAGUUCAAGACCUGCGCGAGAUGAAAUGGGUGUGAAAGAUUCUGCCAUGAAGACUAAAUUAAAGAACAUUGCGCAUAAAGCUUUGAAGAAAAAGAUAGCGAAGAAAGGAUUGAAGGGAGAAGCAGAUCGAUUCAUCGGCACGAAAAUGCCAAAACAUUUGUUUUCGGGAAAACGAGGCGUCGGCAAAACUGACAGAAGAUAAUAUUUCACGUCGUUAUUUUCAAUUUUUGUUACGUGAUUCUUGUUGUGCGAAGAAACAAAAUAUUGUAACAUUUAUAACAAUGUCUGUAAAGAGUUAAUUAAACUCGUGGAUAACGCAACUACAUGAA